Diabrotica virgifera virgifera (western corn rootworm) is the source of this 3091-nucleotide messenger RNA. Its product is annotated as zinc finger protein 239. Gene Ontology annotation, biological process: regulation of transcription by RNA polymerase II. Bases 322 to 1458 code for a protein of 378 amino acids. Lineage: Eukaryota; Metazoa; Arthropoda; Insecta; Coleoptera; Chrysomelidae. The record is from RefSeq and is a predicted model, not a curated record. Gene Ontology annotation, cellular component: nucleus. Gene Ontology annotation, molecular function: RNA polymerase II cis-regulatory region sequence-specific DNA binding; DNA-binding transcription factor activity, RNA polymerase II-specific. The transcript has 4 exons.
UGUCAAACAUCUGUCAAAUGCUCAAAACUCAAAUCGACAUACGUUCUGGGCUUCUGGCUUUAAAUAAAAUUAAAAUAAGAUGUUUAAUUGUUUAAAAUAUUUAGUCUUUUGAGUAUUUGGACCACAAUUUUUGCCCUUCAAUUUCAUACAAAAAAAUGAAGGUGUAUGGUACCGAGGUAGUGGCAAGUAGUGGUAUUAGGUAUCACCAAAGAAUAUAUUAUGUAGAUAGAGGAUAGAGGUAUCACACAUGUUUUAUUGCUAUUGAUUAUAGUAAAUGGUUUUGUAUGCUUCCAAUAUUUUUAUUCAGUUUAUUUGUUAACUAUGGAAUUUAAAGUUGAAAUCAAGGAAGAGUUUGUUCAAUAUGACCAACAAAAUAAGGAGACUCAGCUAUGCACAUCAAUAGAUCUGGAACACUUCAAAAAUCAAUCAGAAGAUAGCUCAGCAGUGGAACUAUCAGCUAAAGUUAAGAAAGAGAUAGUUGAAAGUGGUCAAGGAUAUACAGAACAUCAGCUAUUUACAUCCCUAGAUAUUAAAGACUUGAAAAACGAAUCAGAAGAUAACUCAGCAAUGGAACUAUCAGCUAAAGUUAAGGAAGAGAUAGCUGGAAGUGACCAAGGAUAUACAGAACAUCAGGUAUUUACAUCCGCAGAUAUUAAAUAUUUGAAAAAUGAACCAGAGGAAGAUGAAGGUUUUUCUCAGAACCGAAUGGAAAUAAUGAAAAAACUUGCAUGUACUACAGAACAACAAAUAAGUGCAAACUCUGGAGAAACAACAACAAAUUCUAUUAGUAAAUGUAUAAUUUGUUGUAAGCAAUUUAAACAUGAAUGGUAUUUGAAACGGCAUAUGAGAAUACAUACUGGAGAAAAACCUUACCAGUGUGAAACAUGUUUUAAACAGUUUAUUCAAGCAAACGGUUUGAAAACACAUUUGAGAGUGCACACUGGAGAAAAACCUUUCCAGUGUGAACUUUGUUUCAAGCAGUUCUUUCAGAAAAGUAAUUUGAAAGCACAUUUGGCAGUGCACACUGGAGAAAAGCUUUACAAGUGUGAAAUUUGUUUUAAGCAGUUUUUUCAGAAAAGUAAUUUGAAAUCACAUUUGAGAGCUCACACUGGAGAAAAGCCCCACAAGUGUGAAAUUUGUUUCAAGCAAUUUUCUCGAGUAAACGUAUUGAAAAUUCAUUUGAGGGUACAUACAGGAGAAAAGCCACACAAAUGUGAAAUUUGCUUAAAGCAGUUUACUAGAGCACACGAUUUGAAAAUUCAUUUGAGAGUACACACCGGCAAAAAGCCUUACAAAUGUGAAAUUUGUUUUAAGUCAUACAGUGGCAAAACAACUUUGAAAACUCAUUUAAAGACACAUACCAGAGAAAAACCGUACAAGUGUCAAAUUUGUUUAAAGCAGUAUUCUCGGAAAAGUGAUUUUAUGAGCCAUUUGGGUACACACUAUCCAAAAAGUUAAUUUCGUCUAAUACUGGAUGUAGUAAUAAAUUUUUAAAUUACAAGGACAAAAAUAUACAAGUUUCUUUGGUAGAAUUACGGAAAUAAUGAAUGAAUGAAUUGAAGUGCAAAACUAAUAGCUCGCUAUGUCAUAUCCGGCUCGAAGGACCAAUGCAUAAAUUCGAAUAUAAUAUAAAUUCGAUUGUCCUAUGUCCGAAGUUCUCCAUCGACGAUGUGAAAUAAUUCUCGAAGUGUUGGUGUUAAUGAUUUAUUGGUAGUUUUUAAAUAAAUACACUCGACAUAAACUUCAACUGACUAUACGCAACUUGACUGAUUUAAUUAUUCUUGUAGACUACUUGUUUAGAAGCGUUCAAAUCCAAUUGAAGAGCUCAAAGCUAAAAGGAUUAGGGUCAAUUAUUUGUCAUUAUGGAGAUAAUACUAAUUUCUUCUACUUUAUCUCAUGUAAAAUAUUACAUGGUACCUAAAUAAACAAAAAAGAUGAAGGUAUACAAGCCAUUCAGCUUUGAAAAAUACGUCUUCUAGGCUAACAGGAUGAAGGUGCUACAUAUGCAGGCUAAAAGGAUGACAGUCCACCUAGUUCAGAUUGCUGACCCCUGCUGACACAGAGGCCCCUGCUAUUAGUGCUGUUUUUUGCCCAGAUGUUUUAUAUACAAAAAGUUGUCCUUUCAAAAUACGACAUGUACGGCAACUAACCAUCGUUUCUCAUCACCCUCGAAUGUUGUUACAUCAUCAGACUGUUAAUGGCCUAAAUGAAGAAAGUAUUGUUACUAAGCCUAAGAGGAAACAAAUUGCACUACCAGAAGGCUGUUUUCACCUGCCAGACUAGCAUAUUGUGGACUUUAAGAGCCCGCGCAGACUGCAGACUUUUUAAUCGGCCGAUAGUUUAGUCGGUUUCUUAAUCAGUACAGAGAGGUAUGCAUCGGUGAAUCGGUGUAAUGUGCGCAUCUGCAUACCUCUCUGUACUGAUUAAGAAGCCGCCUAAACUAUCGUCCGAUUAAAAGUCUGCAGUCUGCGCGGUUUCUCAAUAUUCAGCAUUUGAAAAAAUUUUGCUCUGUAAAGUCUCGAGCAUAUUUUGACGCACUGCCACAUGCUUAAAGCUUUUCAUUGUAUCAAUUACUAACAAUCUUCUACUUUAUUAAUUUGUAGCUUUGUGUAAUCAACAAGAGCAGAUCUGUAGAAUAUUACUUUUGAAAAUAUAGACUACUUAUCUGCAUUUUUAGUUUCAUUUUAUGACACGUUAGUGGAUCCUCAUCCAUUUAGUCUAAGAUUUCAUGACACCAAAAGAUAAAUAAAUUUAUAUUUAUAGUCAUUUUUAAACUGAUAACCCCAAAAACAUAACCUAUACUAUCCGUUGCAAGAUAAUUCGGAUGGAAUUCCGACAAAAUAUGUACUUUUUGUAUAUAUUUUGUCGGAAUCCCAUCCGGAUGAUCUUGCAACGGAUAGUACGUUCCCUGUAAGUUGCUGCAUGAAUUAGUAACCAAAGUGAAGUGCCCUUUCUGUCAAUUAUUUUUAUAUCUAGUUUUAAAACUUAAAAACCCAAUUUCUCAAAACUUGUUUUUUUGGACCCUCAUCCUUUUAGCCCUGAGCUCUUCAAUUUAUAACCUCACAAAUUAAAUAUCAAUUCAUUAACAAGG